Cyanistes caeruleus (blue tit) is the source of this 1822-nucleotide messenger RNA. The record is from RefSeq and is a predicted model, not a curated record. NCBI's taxonomy places the organism in Eukaryota, Metazoa, Chordata, Aves, Passeriformes, Paridae.
GGGAAGGAGAAGCAGGAUUGAAGAACAAAAUGGUCAAACAGUGAGCAUGGGAGGAGAAGGUGGGAUUGUGCAGGAGAAGGAAGAAUAGGAGGAGCAGAAGUGUGAGGAAGAGUAGGGACACAGGAGGAGGAGGAGGAGCAGAAAGAGGCAGCACUACAAGGUUCCACCCCUCCCUCUAUCUGCAGCCCCCCCAGCCCCAGGAGUGUUGUCCCCCUACAUGCAGCAGGUGACCGGGGAUGGGGAUCUAUGAUUUUCACAGGACUGAAUCUUGGUGGUUUUGAGCUUUACUGGGGUAAAUGUUGGUGCUUUGAAUUUUCCCAGGGGCUGAAUCUUUCAAUUUUGAAGGGGAUUUUGUCUGAAUCUUGAUGUUUGGGGAGUUUUUUGUCUGUGUCUUGAGGUUUGGAGGGUUUUUGUGCUGAAAGUUGAUGUUUUAGAGGUUCUUAUAGAUACAAGAUGCCCAGUGACUUCCUGAGAUGAACUUGGGCAAGGAGGAACCCCCAGCCCAAGGCACUCUCCUCUGGUUUUUUCCCCCCCAGCUGGGGUCUUUCAUUCCUAAGGAGUGUCCAGAUGGAGGAGGAGGAAAAGCCUAGGAGAUGCUACACGAGGAGGGGCUGCAAACGAAGCCCAGGUAGCUGCGGGGAGGAAAGACCCCCUCUGUGCCAGGAUGGUGUCUGGAGAUGCAGCCAGAGCUCAGAGCUGGGGGAGAAGGCUCAGGCCAGGGAGAAGCGCCACAAGUGCUUGAAAUGUGGGAAGGCUUUCAGCUACAGCUCCAAAUUGAUCCAGCACCAGGUGAUCCACACUGGGGAAAAGCCCUACAAGUGUCCCAAGUGUCAGAAGAGGUUUCAGACCAGCUCCACUCUCCUCAGACAUGAGCAGGUUCACACGGAUGAGAGGCCCUUCUGCUGCCCCAACUGUGGGAAGGGCUUCAACCGCAACUGCACCCUCGUCAGGCACCAGCGCAUCCACACUGGGGAGAGGCCCUACGAGUGUCCACAGUGCGGGAAGAAAUUUACUAGGAGCUCAGCCUUGACCAAACACCAACGGAGGCACCACUAAGGGAAGCCCUGCAGGAAGUGUGGGAAGAGCUUUGUGUGCUGCUGCAGCUCCAUUCCCCAUGGGAGGAUCGGCGUUGGAUGGUCCCCAGUGACCCCCGUUGGGCAGAGCCCUGGUGAUCCGUGGUCCUGGUGAUCUGUGUUGGGAAGACACCUGGCUGGGGGGCUCCACAUCUUCCUGGCUCUCUGUUGGCACCUGGAUGAACUCAGGAGCAGGAAGAUCCAUCAGGACACUGACCGAGAAUGGGAAUUCUCUGGGGAGAGCAGAUCAACAAAUUUUCUUCUGGUUGAAAAAAAUUUUUCAACCCCAGAAAACCUUUUUCAUUCAAUCCUAUCUUCUGGUGACAUCAAGGAAUAGUGGAUGGUCUUGGAGGACUUUUCCUACCUCAGUGAUUCCACAGUUUCGACUUCCUAUUGCCCAAGGGUGUUUUCCUCAGCCAAAUGGUGAUGGACUGGGGCAAAGAUGAAGAUUUUGGAGACAGUGAGGUGGAGACCCCUCCAAAAAAGCUUCUUCCCUCCCACCCAAGCAUGGGGACCCUCAGCUGGCACAGACACUGAAAUCCUUUUCUUUUAGCCUUGAUUUGCUUCUCAUUUCUCUUCAGCCUUUGAAAACACCUGAAAUUGGGGUAAAAAUAAAGACAUUGAGAUAAGACAUGGGUGGGGACAUUGAAGGACAUAGACAUGGUGGGACACAGACAUGGAGAGUGGCAUGGGGACACAUGGACCUGGACAUGGCUACUCAUGGGCACACGGGGGGACAUGGACACAGA